GAAAUCCCCGAGGGGUUGGGUCGUGUGCGCAGAAUUAAACGUGGGCUGCUGCGCAGGUAUAUCUGCCUCCACUGUAGCAGACAACGUUAGUAACCAACAGUCACGGGAGUGAAGAGGACGGUUCAUGGAUUGAUCCAACCACCCUGACUGGGAUAUACAUUUGAUAUUGGUAAAGAUUUACUUGCACCUCAUACACUUAGACUUGGUGCCCCUCAGUGCUUGUUUGAGUGACCAACAUGAUUGUUAAGGCUGAGGGCACUGGAGAACUGCCGCAAGAAAAAGAAACCACCAUGGCUAUCUCCUCGUCACUUAUACAGCUGCUGCGUUCGUGUAAUUCUUUCCUGGUGCAAGGAGCCAAGAGCACAACUGGGUCAACAACUGAGCACAACACUGGUUUCAGGCGAGGUAAAGAAAUCUGUCAGCCUGAAGUUGGAGAUUUCAGUAGACGAAUUAGGAUAUUGUCGAGCAUUCCGCAGUUCACUGACAACGGCAGCUUGAAAUUAAGAUUUUAUUCUCAUGCCUUUUAUUUGUUAGCUCUUCUAGGUGUGCGUGCAUUUGGUGUACACAUCAUGGGAUAUACAAGAGUGCCUGAAGAUGGCAGUAUGAAGAUUUGGGUGCAAAAACGAUCUUUGGACAAACCAACAUAUCCUGGCAUGAUGGAUACCAUGGUUGGAGGUGGCAUCACUGCAGGGCUUCAACCCUUUCAAGUAAUGUUAAAGGAAGCACAUGAAGAAGCUGCAAUCCCUGAAAAUAUUGCAAAAAUGGCACAAGCUGCAGGAACAGUUACAUUCUUUACAGAGACUGAGCGUGGUCUGCAUGCCAAUACUGAGUUUGUGUAUGAUUUGGAGUUGCCUCCAGAUUUUGUGCCAUGCAACAAUGAUGGAGAAGUAGAAGGCUUUGAAGCUGUAUCUGUGGAAGAAUUUUUGGAGUGUGUGACAUCGAUUAAGUACAAGCUAACUUCAGUUCCUGUUGGCAUUGACUUCCUUGUGCGACAUGGAUUUAUCACACCAGAAACUGAACCAGAAUACCCAGCUCUCGUAGAACUACUUCAUGCCCCUCUUGACCAAUUAUACCGUAGAUGGCCUCAAAGGAAUUCUCCUAGAGUCUUUCCAAUAAAUUAAGUCAGCGGUACAGUAUAUAGUCAUUACAGGAACCAGUAUUAUUUGGUAUAUGUGAUAUUUGGUUUUGUAAAAUGUAAUGUCUAAAUUUUAUUCUUGUAAUUAUAUUAAUCACAUUCAUUUCUUAUUUUAACAAGCCAUUUUAACUAAAAUACUUAUAUUAAAAAGUUAAUGGUGAAAGCCAUUUGCCUUUAUCAUAAAUAGUUUUAGGAAACAUUCGAGUUUUUAAUGUAAGCUUUUGAAGGGCUGAUCAUUAAAUUCGUAAGUGUUAAACUUUCAUGUAUCAAAGAUAGUGCUGUGAAAUGCUGAAUAUAGUUUGAAGUCACGCUUGUCUAAGUAUACAGUAUAUGACAAAGGUGCUUGUUGUUAUACGGGUCCAAGAAGUUUCUUGCAGUGAUGCGCUAAUGUGGAAAACUGUGUAGGUCAGGAUUGUAGAGAAAAAUUAGUUUACAAAAAGACUAUAUGUAUAUAAAAUAGAGGUGCAUGAGUUUUAUCUCCAGGAAAGACAAUACUCUGGUAAUAAAAUAAAUGCCCACUUUUAUUUGUUAAAAUUAAUAAUUUAGAAAUAUUACACUUGGCCUUUGAUCCUGCAUCUCCGUUAUUUAAAGCACAUAGUAUAUCUUUGAGUAGUGACAUUGCCAGCAUAUUUUAAAGUGAUUCAUGUAGAACCAUAAUAAAUAAAUAAAUAUAUAUAUAUAUAUACUACAUUCAUAUAUAUAAAUGUAUACAGUGGACCCCCGUGUUUCGGCGGCCAUUACUUUCGUGAAAUCUGACUCGGCAACUUUUUUCAUCAAAAUAUAGCCUCGCGGUUCCUGAUUGGUCCAUCGUACAGGAUGUGUAUGUGCAGCCAGGAGUGGCUGAGCAUACACAAAGGCUCCCACACAAACAUUCAGAGAGUCAGUGCGGCAUGACUGAUGGGCGAGUGACCAUCACCCCAUUGUUUUUUGUGCUUGCAACUGCUAAAUAAGCCACCAUGGGCCCAAAGAAAGCUCAUAGUGCCAGCCCUUUGGUAGAGAAGGAAAGAAACACGAUAGAAUUCAAGAAAAAACUUGUUGCAAGGUAGCAAAGUGGAGGAGGAAGAGAGAAGGGAGAAUGUGCCUUCUUCACUGAUUCAGCGAUUCUACGAUAUGUACGAUACUAAAGCAGCAGGUACCAAUAAAGGCUAUAGUGCCAGCCAGCGAUAAAGUGUAGUAUUAACAGUGUAGCAAGUAAGUUAAGCAAUUAAGUGAUAAAAAAAAAACACGAAAGUAACUCUCCAAUGUUGUUGGAGGUGUAUAGGGCCACUGAACAUAUGCUGCCCUGCUAUCUUCCACCAUCCUAAAUCUUUGCCAGCAUCUCCUCCAUCAAACUAAUUAAACUAGCAUCUCCUCCAAGGUAAGCAUAAAUAUUUAUUUAUAAAGUGUAAAUAUUUCUUAUUUAUAAAUUAAAGUGUAAAUAUCUCUUAUUUAUAAAUUAUGUACAUUGUUUGUGUGAAUAAUGGUGGUGGCUUCUGCUGCAGCCUCCACCACCGCUAAUAUGUAUGGCUUCUCUCAGUGGCCCUUCUAAACCCAACAACACCAUCACCACUCGUGACAUACGGAAUGACAUAUUUUAUUAAUUCUAGAGUAUAUAUCAUGUUUCUAUGUUAUUAAUAUUGUUUAUUAUGUCAUUCUAGAUGAAUUGUGAUAGAUAAAUAAGCCUUAGAGAUGAUAUUAGUCAUAUUGAAGCAUAAUAAAC
Cherax quadricarinatus is the source of this 2834-nucleotide messenger RNA. The record is from RefSeq and is a predicted model, not a curated record. NCBI's taxonomy places the organism in Eukaryota, Metazoa, Arthropoda, Malacostraca, Decapoda, Parastacidae.